Molecule: messenger RNA, 1176 nt
Organism: Anopheles nili
Lineage: Eukaryota; Metazoa; Arthropoda; Insecta; Diptera; Culicidae
Product: (3R)-3-hydroxyacyl-CoA dehydrogenase
Exons: 3
Coding region: 198-941 (247 amino acids)
Molecular function (GO): oxidoreductase activity, acting on the CH-OH group of donors, NAD or NADP as acceptor
Source: RefSeq, a predicted model, not a curated record
GGACGUAUGACCUUGCUGCUGACAUUGUUCUCUUGUUAAUAAAAACCUGCUCCACGCAACUCGGACAGUACACAAACGAGGAGAGGCAGAUACGUCAAAAUCACAUGUUCCUCUUUCGCUGACGUAGUCUGAAGAAGGUUCACCGGCAAACGUGUGAAUUCAUACAUGCUUUUAGUUUCCAGAAUCUAUAAGUCUUCAUGGCUGCUCUACUGACAGGAAAGUUGGCGCUGGUAACCGGAGCCGGCUCUGGAAUCGGACGAGCGACGAGUAAGCUGCUGACCAGGGAGGGUGCAAUUGUUGUUGCCGUCGAUCGAAAUGUGCAAGCGGCCGUCGAAACCGUGUCGUUGCUGGCACCAACGAGUGAUAACAUUGCUCUAGAAAUGGAUGUCGCAUCCGGGAGUAGUAUUGACUCUGUAUUACAAAAAGUCCUCGACAAUUUUAAACGACCACCAUCUGUUAUCAUCAAUGCCGCCGGUAUUACGAGGGAUAAUUUUUUACUCAAAAUGCCAGAGACGGAUUUUGAUGCGGUGAUCAACGUGAACCUCAAAGGAACUUGGUUGGUGUUGCAAAAGUUUGGGCGAGCCAUGAUCGAACAUAAUGUAGUCGACGGAUCCAUGGUAAACGUGUCAUCGAUAGUGGCCCGUUCAGGCAACAUUGGCCAGUCUAACUAUUCACCGAGCAAGGCGGGUGUCGAAGCUAUGACGAAGGUUGUUGCUCGAGAAUUCGGACGUUAUAACAUUCGUGUGAAUGCAAUUGUACCUGGUUUUAUCCACACGCCAAUGACUGAAACAGUGCCUCAGAAGGUAAAGGAUAUGAUGAUCAUGCAGUGCGCUUUGCGCCGCUUUGGUGUUCCUGCAGAAAUUGCCGAAGUUGCCGUAUUUUUGGGAUCGAACAGAAGUAGCUACGUCAAUGGUACCUCAAUAGAAGUAACUGGAGGCUAGCCGGCAAUGGAUGUACUUACUUUUUAUUGGCAAAACCAAGGCUAUUAGACAUUGGUGGUGGUUGUUGAUUUUGGCAAUGUCCGUUUAUAGUCCCGCAUGUCAAUAAAAGUUUACAUUAAUUUGCAUUUAUUAACCAAAAUAUAUGGUACUCAUCUCUGAUUGCUGUUUGUCUACUAAUUUCUAUUAUCUCUAAUCUGCUAAUAAUUGCUGAUCUUUUUAACCGAUUGUUAACAAA